UAGACUCAUUUGCUGGGCUGGUCAUCGGGGAUAUAAAAACGAAGAGGCUGUCUGGAGAUGUUCAGAUACUCUUAAGGCUGGAAGCUGAUCUGCUCUACAAAGGAGAGCAACGCUGCUAACCCUGGGAAGGAGAAGACCAGUAUUCCAAUAUGAACCUCGUAGUAGCAUGUCUAGUGUUCUUCCUCUCCGCGACACAGUUACUGGCGGAGGAUAUGGAGUGGACCGAAAGCAACUUUUGGCCAGAAAGUGAAUUAAAUCAGGUAGAUCUAGAUGAACCAAUAUACAGAUAUCGUCUGAGAUUCGCACGAAAACCCAAACCAGAUCAGUUUUAUGGAACCAUGGGGAAAAGGACUGCUGGUGACGUUGAAUUUAAACGGUCAUCUCCAAAAAGGCACAAAUUGGAUUCUUUUGUUGGGCUGAUGGGCAAAAGAUCAUUACGUUCUGACUGGCAAGAAAGCAGCAAUGAAAUGGAUUUCAUCAGAAGGCGUAGAUAAAUGAUCUCUCGCUGUAAUGAGUUAUGGUUCAGUUGGCUGGAAAGUCUUUUCUUCUCUUUCAGUGGCUAAUUCAAUGAAAUUAGCCAAAUGUAUAUUCAAUAAAGUAUUUAUACAACUGAA
Molecule: messenger RNA, 614 nt
Organism: Rana temporaria (common frog)
Lineage: Eukaryota; Metazoa; Chordata; Amphibia; Anura; Ranidae
Product: protachykinin-1-like
Exons: 6
Coding region: 150-494 (114 amino acids)
Biological process (GO): tachykinin receptor signaling pathway
Source: RefSeq, a predicted model, not a curated record